GAUUAGAUUACAUAAUCCUAAACUAUUAAAGACCCUACUGUGUAAUUUCCAUACGUGUGUCCUUUGUUGGAGCACUAUAUAAAUCAGAGCAAGUCUCCAUUUUGGAAGUAACACAGUCGACUCUCUCACCAAAAGAUUAAAAAUAACACAGUGGGCUAGCCGUUUUGAUUACACUCAGAAUUCAGAAAUGGCUCCAAAAACUUCCAAGGCAUCAUCGAGGCGGGCAGGUAAAUCAUCGAUAAGUAUAUGGGCAGCCCAAUGUGGGAAAUGCUACAAAUGGAGGAAAAUUUCAACACAAGAAGAGUAUGAGGAAAUUAGGUCCAAGUUUAAUGAAGAACCGUUUCACUGCGAAAACAAAUCCAAUGUUUCUUGUGAGGAUCCAGCAGACCUUGAGUACGAUUCUUCACGAACUUGGGUCAUUGACAAGCCCAAUGAGCCUAAAACCCCAACAGGGUUUAAGAGAGAAUUGCGUCUUAGGAGGGAUAACUCAAAAAUGGAUGCUUAUUAUUUCACUCCUUCGGGAAAGACACUUAGAUCUACUACAGACGUGAGUACUUUUCUUCAGCAAAAUCCUGAGUUCAGUGAGCUGUCAACCAAAGACUUCAGCUUUACGACCCCUCACAUUAUGGAUGAUACUAUACCCUCCACAAGCACUAAAUGAGGGAGUCGAUGGAGCUGAAAUUUUAGGUUUAUUUGCUCUGUAGACACUGUUUUUAGACUGCGGGUAUGCUUAAAUGCUCAACUUAUUCGCCAUGUAUUGUUCUUUUUCAUCUUUUGUUGAUAUAAAAAAUCUCUUAUAUAUGCAAAAAUCAUCUUUUUUGUUGGUAUAAGUGAAGAAAGGAAAAUAUCUUGGCCUUCUUUUCUUUGAUUUAGCUGAUAACUUGAUUUCUCAUUUCUUAAGGAGAAAAACUUAGAAAUU
This is a messenger RNA of Lycium barbarum (goji berry), 919 nucleotides long. Its product is annotated as methyl-CpG-binding domain-containing protein 4-like. The record is from RefSeq and is a predicted model, not a curated record. Gene Ontology annotation, molecular function: zinc ion binding; DNA binding. The transcript has 2 exons. Lineage: Eukaryota; Viridiplantae; Streptophyta; Magnoliopsida; Solanales; Solanaceae. Bases 188 to 661 code for a protein of 157 amino acids.